GUCAACUCGUUCGUGCCGCAUUCAUCAGGCAACGUGCUUUCCAGUGGAUUGCAUGAAACUGUGAUUACUUGGAUAUACGUUUUUUUUUUCAUAUUAUAAUAAAAAUCUUUGUUCUGUCGGGCUAGUAGUUAAAGCACAAUGUCGACACUAGAAAAGAUCGCCCAAAUUGAGGCCGAGAUGGCAAGAACUCAACGAAACAAAGCUACAAUGGGCCAUCUUGGACUCCUUAAAGCUAAACUCGCUAAACUUCGCCGGGACUUAAUCACUCCAAAAAGCGGUGGAGGUGGUCCUGGAGAGGGGUUUGAUGUAGCGAAAACUGGCGACGCUCGGAUUGGCUUCAUAGGGUUUCCAUCGGUAGGAAAAUCAACACUGAUGAACACAUUGGCAGGAGUGUUCUCUGAAGUGGCCGCCUACGAGUUUACAACCCUUACAACUGUACCUGGUGUUAUAAAAUAUAAGGGUGCCAAGAUUCAAUUGUUAGAUCUUCCGGGUAUUAUUGAAGGAGCGAAAGACGGAAAGGGUCGUGGUCGGCAGGUGAUUGCAGUAGCUCGAACCUGUUCCCUGAUUUUCAUUGUACUUGACGUCCUCAAACCUCUGCAACACAAACGGAUGAUCGAACACGAGUUGGAGGGGUUCGGUAUCCGACUGAAUAAAGAACCCCCACAGAUUACCCUCCGUAGAAAAGAUAAAGGCGGAAUUAAUCUGCAGUGCCUUGUACCACAGACGGAACUGGAUUUGGAGACAGUGAAAGCGAUCCUAUCUGAGUAUAAGAUUCAUAACGCGGACGUCGUAUUAAAAUACGAUUCUACCCAGGAUGACCUCAUUGAUGUGAUCGAAGGAAAUCGUAUUUACAUUCCUUGCAUUUACGUUCUUAAUAAAAUAGAUCAAAUCUCAAUUGAAGAGCUCGACAUUAUUUAUAAGGUGCCACACUGCGUGCCGAUCUCAGCACAUCACCGGUGGAACUUCGAUGACCUCCUCGAAAAGGCCUGGGAAUACCUUCGACUACUUCGAAUUUACACAAAGCCUAAAGGGCAGUUACCUGACUAUGAAGCCCCCGUCAUUUUGGCACGUGACCAUCAGACCGUGGAAGACUUUUGCAACAAAGUGCACCGAACGCUAAUCAAGGAAUUUAAAUACGCUCUUGUCUGGGGUUCAAGCGUGAAGCACAAUCCGCAGAAGGUGGGAAAAGAGCAUGUUCUUUGUGACGAGGAUGUUGUGCAGAUUGUCAAGCGAGUAUAACAAAGUUAUGUAGAUUACAAGUGGAACUCGAUCACAGAAGACAGAACUUGUUUUAGAUGUUUUCCUGGUAAACAGUUCCAAGGUGUAAAGGGGUGGGUUAUGUUGGACGUUAACGUGAUUGGUGAAUAAAUGGCAUUUCUUGUCUUGGUGUACAAUGUAAUUAUAGUUUGUUUUAAUCGUCACAUGUGGCUGAUGUUUGCCCUAUAUAUCUCAGGUCCUGCAGUUAGAAUUCUAUGUCUUUGAAGUCGGUCUGCUGACAUUGAACAUCCACUGACGCCCUUGGCGUCGUCAGGAUAUGACUAAGCCAUUUUUAUGAAUUAACUCUUUUAGCACGCAGAUUUCAAUGCAUGCAUACUUGUGAUUUCUUUGUUAUUUGUACAUAUGGAAUAGGAUUGCACCAAAAGCUGGUCUUCACAAGAGCAUUUAUCUUGUAAAUAUACAGUUAGAUUCGCGUAAAUUAUUAUUGUUAUUACGUCAGCUAUACUGCGGUGUGCCUAACGGUUUCAUUACAUACUGCGUGUUUCCG
Molecule: messenger RNA, 1765 nt
Organism: Varroa destructor (honeybee mite)
Lineage: Eukaryota; Metazoa; Arthropoda; Arachnida; Mesostigmata; Varroidae
Gene: 128up
Product: GTP-binding protein 128up
Molecular function (GO): GTP binding; GTPase activity
Source: RefSeq, a predicted model, not a curated record